AUGGUGGCGGGGAAGGUGAGGGUGGUGGUGGAGACUUAUAGAGAUAAGGUGGAUGCUCUUUGUGUUUCGGCAAUGGCAAGUUCUUGUAGAGAUAAGGUGAAUCCUUUUUGUGUUUCAGCUGUGGUGGAGACUUGUAGAGAUAAUGAGGAUGCUCUACAUUUUGCGGCGGCGGGGGCGACGCGUAGAUGUCGAUUCCCGACCGAAGAUCAGGAACUAAUCUUGUGGCCCACCGUCCCAAAAGAUUGGAAUAGGCCUGUUUCGCCGCCUCACGCCUCCGUCGAACCCCCGCACCAAAAACCCCCCUCCCUCACUUUCUCUCUCCAUUUUCCUAGAAUUUUCUCGCCUCUCCUUUCCGUCGCUUUCCCGAGAAAACGCACGCGGCCUGGCGAAUCCGAUGGCCUCCCGAUUCGCCCUCCGCCUCCGCCCUCACCUCGGCCGCGCCGCCGCCGCCGCCGCCCUUCCGCGCCCCGCCGCGCCCACCUCCGCCCUCGGAUCUCCCCGCCGCUCCUCUCCCCAAUCUCCGGCCUCUACGCCCUCCCGCGCGACUGCCCGAGCUCGAUCGCCGCCCUCCGGUUCCUCUCCACCGCCCGGCACGUCCCGGCCCGGCCCAAGCACGUGGACAUCGGCGCGCGUGCCCGCCAGCUCCAGAACCGGCGGCUCUGGACCUACGCCCUGACUUUCAGCUGCAUCGCCGGGUUCAUCGUGAUCGUGCUGAACCAGUUUCAGGACCAGCUGGUGUUCUACGUGACCCCGUCGGAUGCGAUGGAGAAGUACUCCGCUAACCCUACGAAGAACAAGUUUAGGCUGGGCGGAUUGGUUCUGGAAGGUUCCGUCGCGCAGCCCGCUUCCUCGGCGGUGAUGGAGUUCGUUAUCACCGAUUUGAUCACUGACAUUUUGGUCAGGUAUCAAGGUUCGUUACCAGACUUAUUCAGGGAAGGGCAUUCUGUGGUGGUCGAAGGGUUUGUGAAACCAUUCUCUGAUGAAAUAAGGAAGGAGGUAUCUUCAAAGUCGGUGGGGAAAGCAAGGAGUGCGGAAUGUUAUUUUGCGGCGACGGAGGUUCUAGCUAAGCACGACGAGAAGUACAUGCCCCAGGAGGUCGCUGCUGCAAUCGAGAAGAAUAAGAAGAUGAUUGAAGCGGGGGAGAAUACAGUUGCAGGAGCUAAUGCAUCAUAAGUCAUUGAUUGCUGGUUGAUUUUUUGUGACAGCCAACACCAAAGUAUUUUUCCAAAUAAUAAGGUGAUUCGGGCAUGGGAGACUUUUGAAGGAUCUAAACCAUCAUAGGCAAUUGGUAUUUGGUAUAAUCUUGAUUUUAAUUUAGGUGUAGCUGAUAAUGUUCAUUGACACAUUCGAUUUUUGUUCACUGCGGCGAUUCCUUGCUGUUCUUAAAGAGUAGCAGUUAAUCACAUGGACUACGGUAGUUCAAGUAGUUGGAGAGUCUUUUGGUUGAUACCUAGGUGUAUGAAGUAAGUUAUUCUUUGUAAUUAGGCAGAGAUUUCAUAUCAAGGUGCCAAACAUCAAAUUUUGCCGAUGUAAUAGCUCAUUGUAUUUUUUUUAUUGUCCCCAAAUUGGGGAGGUGAGUACCCUGGUGGUAUACAUAUAUGAUCUAUGUAUAACUGAUUGCAAACUAUAUGUUUUGCAGAGUCAUCUCUUUCUUGUAAUAAAAGUUCAGUGUCAGUGUUCUUGUUA
Eucalyptus grandis is the source of this 1686-nucleotide messenger RNA. Its product is annotated as cytochrome c-type biogenesis protein CcmE homolog, mitochondrial. Gene Ontology annotation, cellular component: plasma membrane. Gene Ontology annotation, biological process: protein-heme linkage; cytochrome complex assembly. NCBI's taxonomy places the organism in Eukaryota, Viridiplantae, Streptophyta, Magnoliopsida, Myrtales, Myrtaceae. Gene Ontology annotation, molecular function: heme binding. The record is from RefSeq and is a predicted model, not a curated record.